AUGACAUCACGAUUGGAUCGUUUGUUCAUCUUGCUUGAGUCUGGAUCAUCUGCAGUAACGAGAAAGGCAGCAGCAAAGCAAAUUGGCGAAGUUCAGAAAUUACAUCCACACGAAUUACAUAAUUUACUGAGUCGUUUAAUUGUCUUCAUCCAUUCACAAAAUUGGGACACUAGAAUAGCCGCAACGCAAGCUGUUCAAGCUAUACUUGAGAAUGUUCCUCAAUGGGAUCCAAAUGAACGUGUUCAAGUUAUUAAGAAAGAAGAGACUGAGACAAAUGGAUCAUCUACAAAACAUCCAUUAAUUAUCAAUGAAAGCAAUGAUUUAGAAACAAGAUUAAGCUUUGAGAAAUUCAAUCUGAGUUUAAUCCUUGAGAAAGGAGCUCGUUUGAUGGGAAGUGAAGGUCGUGAAUUUGACUUUGCGGAAGAAAAUAUUGAUAAUAAAGAAAUGUUAAUUAAACAACGGGAAGCAUUAAAUGAGAAGCUUGGAUUUGCUGCCGCCAAGAAUCUUGGCAUAAAUUUAGAUGAUAUGGUAACGCUUGAAGAUAUGACUCCAAUGAAACAAAUCAAGACUGAAAAUGAGACAAGCAAGAUUAAUGUUCAGGAUAUUCUAAUUAAUCAAGCAUCAUCUAGUCAGCAAUCAUCAAUUGUUGCAAUGAGUAGUCGUGAGAUAAAUCGUGCAAAGCGUAAAGCACGUCAAAAUCAAGCAUUAAGUCGGACAAAUUCAGUUAAAGAUGAGCCAGAUAAGAAGAAAAUCAAGUCAGAGCUUAAUGUUAAAUACUUUGAGAAUGAACCCACACCAGAUUUGACAGGAACAUGGACAGAAAAUGCUAUUGACUGGCCAUUAGAAUCAUUCUGUUCAAAAUUACUGAUUGACUUGUUUAGUGUAAGAUGGGAAGUAAGGCACGGAUCAGCAACUGCAUUACGCGAAUUGCUUAAAACGCACAUAAAAGGUGGUGGACGGAGUGUCUUUAUGGCAAGUGAUGAACAAAAUGUAUCACAUGAUAAAUGGCUUGAAGAUAUAGCUUUAAGAAUACUUUGUGUCUUGGCACUUGAUCGAUUUGGUGAUUUUGUAUCAGAUCAAGUUGUUGCUCCAGUUCGAGAAACUUGCUCGCAAGUUUUAGCAACAAUAUUAAAGGAAAUGGAUACAAGUUUAGUUCUUAAAGUCAUUGACAUUCUUCAGAAAUUCGUAAAACAUGAUGAUUGGGAAGUAAGACAUAGUGGAUUACUAGGAAUUAAGUAUAUGCUCGUAGUACGUGAAGAUUUAAUUUCUACAAUUUUGCCAAUUGUCAUCAAAAAUAUUCUCGAUGGGUUGCUUGAUACGGUCGAUGAUGUAAGCUCUGUGUCAGCAUCUUCCUUAAUUCCUAUAUCGUCUUAUUUACCAAAGUUGCUAACUCAUCAACAAGUAUCAUGCAUCGUUAAAAUGCUGUGGGAUUUAUUACUAGAUCAAGAUGAAUUAGCUGCCGCAUGUAAUUCCUAUAUGGCUUCAAUGGCAUCUAUUUUAAGUUUACCAAAUGCAUCUCAGUGGAUUGAAAUGGAACCAAUGGUUAAUUUAGUACCGCGUUUAUGGCCUUUUUUGAGUCAUCCAUCAAGCAGUGUUCGACGUUCAACUCUUCAGACUUUAAAGAAACUUACGGACGAGACAAAUAAUCAAGUUAUUGAGAAAAACAAAAAUGAUGUCAAUGAUGAUGGAAAACCAUCUUUAUGCCUUAAUUUUGGCGUGAGAUCAUGGCCACCAAAUUUACUUCAAGAAGCACUUCGUCACAUUUAUCAGAGAGUCUUAGUAGAGCAUAUUGAGGACAUCCAAUGCCUCGUCGAGGAUGUCUGGAGAAAUAUUGUAAUGAAUGCUGAUUUGUCAGCACUCCUUCAUGCUGCCUGUCCAUUUGUAUCAUGCUUUAUGUGUCUCGCUAUGCAACCAGCUAGACUCGCCUUUGAUCCAAAUUUACUAAUUAGUGCUAAAAGCAAUCGUUUAGUUUGUGACUCGAUGCCAAUGCAAAAAGCAUUUCUUGGAGGUUUAGAAACGAUCCCUCAGGAUACUCGUGAGAAAAAUGUCAUUCGAGCUAGAUAUAAAGCAUGUCGGAUGCUCGGUUUGUUGAGCAAAUAUCUAGUUUUACCGGCACCAGGUGUCGUUUACACAAACACAUCAGAAAGUCCACUGGAAUGCUACUGCAAGCUACUUUUUGGAUAUCUGAGUUCUCGAUCAUCAUUACAACGCUUAAUAAGCAGCAUGAUUAUCACAUUUUGGGGCGAAUUUAAUCCAUCAAUCACAACAAAUGAACAGCUUCAGAACCGCUUAAAAUCAGCUCUAACUGAAUACAUUUACUUCGAUGAAAUAGCAUCAAUGGUCACAAGACUUUUACAAGAAGCAAGUGAUUUUGUAGCAUCAAUGAAGCAAUACAAAGUAAUAAUCCCAGGAUAUGAAGGAACAAAUAUGCUAACAUUGGAUCAAAUUAAGGAAUUAUGUACAACAGCAACGGAAAAUCUCAAAGUUCGCUUCAAUUUAAAGACCAAAAUCGCAAAUUUAUUGGACGAGCGAAGGAAGAGUUUAUUUAAUUCUUAUACAAUAACCAGCACUGAACAAUCGCAUUUAAAUAUAAGCACACAAUCAGCAUUGGCUUCUGCUGUCGCCAGAUUGAAAUGUCUACCCGAGAAAUUGAAUCCUGUUGUGAAGCCUUUAAUGGAAUCAAUUAAGCGUGAAGAAAAUGUCAUUUUACAAAGACUGGCUGCUGAAAGUCUCACAUGCUUAAUGUGUCAAGUAGCGGAUAGACAACCAUCACCAAAUGUCAAAAUUUUAACUAAUUUAUCGACUCUCUUAAAGUCCGACGAGGACUUUACACCAAAGCUCAUUUUUCCAGAUCGUGAAUUAAUGCAUUUUAAGCCAAAUAGUGUAAUUGAUAAUGCUUAUUACGGAAUCAUUGCAUUAGACAAGCAAACAAAGUUUAGAGAAAGUCACAAUGGAUCUUCAGGGCGUGGUCGACCUCCUAAUAUCGAAAAUCAAUUGUCAAUUGAUGAAAACAAUGCAGCAGACAAUGAUGAUCCAAUACGCAAAUUCAACAAAAUUCAGCGAACUGGAUCCACAUUUGCAAUUGAGAGUGUUUGUAAAUUCUUCGGUGCCUCAUUACGCGAAAGAGUUCCAACAUUGUGGGAAUUAAUGUUUAAUACAUUAUCGAAAAUUGAUGAGCAAUAUAUAAGACAAUUAUCAUGUCAAUUGAUGCCACAAGAUGAGACUACAAACAUUUUAAUAUCAUUACAGUUAAUUGAGAUUGCUGCGCCCCAUUUACAUAAAGAUUUGCAUAAGGAACUGUUUGAAAGCCUCACAAAGUUAUGUUUUCUUAUUCAGCACCCAUUAAAGGCGAUUCGUCACAUGGCAGCAAGAUGCUUAGCAACAUUCGCGGCUAUUGAUUCACAGAGUGUUAUGUUAUUUGUGAUUGACUCGUUAAUUCCAUUAUUAGGACAAAUUGAGAAUCCAAUAAAUCGGGAAGGAGCUAUUGAGGCAAUAACAUCGAUUGUUAAUAAAUUACAGUUUAACAUUGUUCCUUAUUGUGUUCUGAUGAUUGUGCCUGUUUUAGGACGUAUGAGUGAUCAAGAUCAACCUGUACGAUUAAUAUCCACAAGCUGUUUUGCAACUUUAAUCCAAUUGAUGCCUUUGGAUGGUAAUUCGCCGGAUAUAAAGGAAAAUUUGAAUGAGGAACUGUUGAAAAGGAAAAUGAAGGACCGAGAAUUUUUAGAAUAUCUAUUUCGACCAAAGAAUAUACCUGAUUAUAAGGUUCCAGUUACAAUUAAUGCAACUCUAAGGAGUUAUCAACAAGCUGGGGUUAAUUGGCUUUACUUCCUGAAUAAAUACAAACUUCAUGGAAUUUUAUGUGAUGAAAUGGGACUUGGCAAGACUCUUCAAACAAUUUGUAUUGUCGCAGGCGAUCAUCAUCAAAGGCAAACUGAAAAACAAACUAAUUUGCCAAGCAUCGUGAUUUGUCCGCCUACAUUAACUGGACAUUGGGUUUAUGAAGUCAAAAAAUUCGUCGCUAAUCAAUUUUUAAAGCCUCUUCAUUAUUAUGGAUUGCCCAUUGAACGUGAAAGAUUGCGGAGUCAAAUUAAAUAUCAUAAUUUAGUCGUGGCGAGUUAUGAUAUUGUUCGUAAAGAUAUCGACUUUUUUCAGACUAUUCAAUGGAAUUAUUGUAUUCUUGAUGAGGGUCAUAUAAUCAAGAAUGGAAAAACAAAAUCAUCAAAGGCAAUAAAGCAAUUGACAGCAAAUCAUCGAUUAAUUUUAAGUGGUACACCUAUACAAAAUCAGGUUUUAGAAUUGUGGUCUCUCUUUGACUUUUUGAUGCCUGGAUUUUUGGGCUCUGAAAAGCAGUUCCAACUGAAAUACAGUCGUCCAAUUCUGGCAAGUCGAGAUGGUAAAAGUUCAGCAAAAGAGCAAGAAAUUGGAGCUUUAGCAAUGGAAUCAUUACAUCGACAAGUUUUACCAUUUUUACUGCGUAGAUCUAAAGAGGAUGUGCUGAAAGAUUUGCCACCAAAGAUCACACAGGAUUUGCUUUGUGAAUUGAGUCCAUUACAGGAAAGACUUUAUGAAGAUUUCAGUAAAACGCAUUUAAAUACAGAUCUUCAAGAAUGCCUCGAUAAUAUGUCAUCAAAAGAGAAUGUGACAAAGAAAACACACGUCUUUCAAGCUUUACGAUACCUACAAAAUGUUUGCAAUCAUCCAAAACUCGUUUUGAAGCCACAUCAUCCUGAAUAUCAAAAUAUUAUCUCUGAUUUGCAACGCAAUAAAACGUCAUUAGACGAAAUUGAACAUUCAGCAAAAUUGCCAGCACUCAAGCAAUUAUUAUUAGAUUGCGGCAUCGGAACUGAUGAUAAUGACGAAAUAUCUGUUAAUCAGCAUCGUGCAUUAGUAUUUUGUCAGCUUAAAUCUAUGCUUGACAUCAUUGAAAAUGACCUCCUGAAGAAGCAUUUGCCAACGGUUUCAUAUUUGCGGCUUGAUGGUGGUGUUCCCGCUAAUUCGCGUCAUGAAAUUGUGUCUAAAUUCAAUAAUGAUCCUUCAUACGACAUUUUAUUGCUGACUACUCAAGUUGGUGGCUUAGGACUCAAUUUAACAGGUGCAGACACUGUCAUCUUUGUCGAACAUGAUUGGAAUCCAAUGAAAGAUUUACAAGCUAUGGACAGAGCACACAGAAUUGGACAAAAGAAAGUUGUCAAUGUCUACAGAUUGAUUACAAGAAGAUCAUUGGAAGAGAAAAUUAUGUGCUUGCAAAAAUUCAAAUUGCUUACAGCAAAUACUGUUGUUGGAGUAAAUAAUCAGUCAAUGGAAACGAUGGCAACUGAUCAGCUUUUAGAUCUAUUCUCGAUUGAACAAAAUGAUGAUAAUAGGAAGUCAGCGAAUAAAAGUGGAAGUUCUGUAAAGAAUAUUUUGGAGAGUUUGCCUGAACUUUGGGAUGAUAAUCAAUAUACAGAAGAAUUUGAUAUUGAAAAUUUUAUUGGAGGUCUGAAGAAGUAA
Molecule: messenger RNA, 5490 nt
Organism: Chironomus riparius
Lineage: Eukaryota; Metazoa; Arthropoda; Insecta; Diptera; Chironomidae
Source: the annotation of a GenBank genome assembly